AUGCCUCCUGGCCUCCUCCUCCCUCGCGGCGGCCUCCUCCUCAUCCUCCCCCAUCUCCGCCGCCACUUGCCUUCGCUUUGUCCUACUCCCCGAAGCAGCCCCUCGCAUAAGCGCCCAGGUGCCUUCUUCGCCCCCGUCUGCGCCGUCUCCGGCUACUCCGGCAUGGCGGCGGGUUCGCCGGAGCAGCAGCAGCGGAGCGUUGUAAUCAGGGAUACCGUGGAGCUCACGGAGACGGAGGAGCGCAUCUUCAACCGCCUUCUCGAGGUUGUUCGCCACUUCGGCCUCGGCACGCAGCUCCGCGUUGCCGGUGGAUGGGUCCGGGACAAGCUAUUAGGGAAAGACUCUGCUGACAUUGACAUUGCCCUUGACAAUAUGACGGGCCAGAAUUUCUGUGAGAAAGUAAAUGAAUACUCAAAGUUGAUAGGGGAGCAGCAGAAAGGAAUCGGUGUUAUCCAGUGUAACCCUGAUCAAUCCAAGCACUUGGAAACUGCUAGGAUGCUUAUUCUCGACAUCUGGAUUGAUUUUGUUAACUUGAGGUCUGAACAAUAUGCUGAAAACAGUCGUAUCCCUACAAUGGAGAUUGGUACUGCCAAGGAAGAUGCAUACCGCAGGGACUUGACAAUUAAUAGUUUGUUCUUUAAUAUCAACAAUAACUCAGUGGAAGAUUUAACUGGAAGAGGUAUUGAGGAUCUCAAAAAGGGCCUUAUUGUUACUCCUUUGCCUGCCAAAGCUACCUUCCUUGAUGACCCACUUAGAGUUCUUCGAGCAAUAAGAUUUGCUGCUAGAUUCAACUUUACAUUAGAUAAAGAUUUGAAGGAAGCUGCAUCUGAUGAAAAGGUGAAGUCAGAGCUUGGUAGCAAGAUUAGUAGAGAACGUAUUGGUCACGAGAUUGAUCUCAUGAUGUCAGACAAACACCCUGUUAGAGCAAUGUGUGACAUUCGUGAUUUGGGGCUAUUUUAUGUUGUAUUUUCUUUUCCUGAAAAAUCCAACCCUCCAAUUUUUGACAAGUGUGAUUGGCAAUGUGUUUCACAUAUUGAAGCAGCUUGGGAUCUUACAUGUUCUAUUGGCAGCUCUGUGUUCAGCAGUGGUUCUGACCCCAAGUCACAGGAUGAACGACGAAGGCUUUGCUUGUAUAGUUCAUUAUUCAAUCCCCUCCGAAAUAUGUUCUACUUGGACAAAAGAUCUAAGAAGGUUCCUGUUUCUAGCUUUAUUAUCAAGGACUCACUAAAGUUGAAAAACAGCGAUGCUGAAAUGGUUGUCAACAUACAUGCUGCUAGCGAAAAAUUUGCUGAACUAAUUCCUCUCCUUGAGUCAAAUCCUGAUGUGUGUACUCUGAAAGAGAAAUUGGAAGAUGAAUAUCUUGAGAUACCAGAAGACAGUGUUAAGCGUGUUUUUGCAGGACUUAUACUCCGAGAAAUAAAGGACUUUUGGCGGGUGGCGCUACUUUUAUCCAUUCUGUCCUACCCAGAAGCCGAAAAUGCUGCUGACAUCCUCAACAAGCAGGAUGAGCUGCAAGGGAGGAAAGAGAAAUACAUCAGAGUCGAGCAUUUCAUAACUGACCUAGAUCUUGAUGGGGUGUGGAAGUUGAAGCCGGUACUCGACGGGAAAUCUAUUAUGGGAGUUAUGCAGGUCAAGUCAGGAGGUCCACUGAUAGGAAAAUGGCAACAACUUGUACUGAAGUGGCAGCUUGCGCAUCCAAACGGAACCGUGGAUGAGUGCAUCGAGUGGAUGAAGCAGUCACAAUCGAAACGACAAAAAGUAGAAUCCAGCACCUGA
Miscanthus lutarioriparius is the source of this 1776-nucleotide messenger RNA. The record is from the annotation of a GenBank genome assembly. Lineage: Eukaryota; Viridiplantae; Streptophyta; Magnoliopsida; Poales; Poaceae.